This is a messenger RNA of Onychomys torridus (southern grasshopper mouse), 4209 nucleotides long. RefSeq names its product EMSY transcriptional repressor, BRCA2 interacting (gene Emsy). Gene Ontology annotation, biological process: regulation of DNA-templated transcription. Gene Ontology annotation, cellular component: nucleoplasm. The coding region runs from base 147 to 3986 and encodes 1279 amino acids. Lineage: Eukaryota; Metazoa; Chordata; Mammalia; Rodentia; Cricetidae. The transcript is spliced from 21 exons. The record is from RefSeq and is a predicted model, not a curated record.
UCUGUCGCCAUCUUGCCCCUUCUGAGGCACCGCAAACAAACCUAAUUCCUGGUGUCCCCUAGUCUUGGCGGAGGAGCCUUUUAGAUGAGCCCCGAAAGGCCGGGCAGGGAGGACAAGCUCUUUGGGGCUACCAAACAGAAGCAGCAAUGCCUGUUGUGUGGCCAACCCUUCUGGAUCUCAGCAGGGAUGAAUGCAAACGAAUUCUUCGAAAAUUGGAAUUGGAGGCAUAUGCUGGAGUUAUCAGUGCACUUCGUGCACAGGGGGAUCUCACCAAGGAAAAGAAAGAUCUUCUUGGAGAACUCUCAAAAGUCCUUAGCAUCUCAACAGAACGCCACCGUGCUGAAGUUCGGAGAGCAGUAAACGAUGAACGGUUAACAACAAUUGCACAUAAAAUGAAUUUAUCCUUAUAUUUGGGUGAAAGACCAAGUUACAGUAUGUCUGGACCUAAUAGCUCUUCAGAAUGGUCCAUUGAAGGGCGUAGAUUGGUACCACUGAUGCCCCGGCUGGUUCCCCAGACUGCCUUCACCGUAACGGCAAAUGCUGUGGCCAACGCAGCUGUCCAGCACAACGCAUCCCUUCCCGUGCCUGCAGAGACAGCGAGCAAAGAAGGUGUCAGCUGUUCAGAUGAAGAUGAAAAGCCCAGAAAACGCAGGCGAACAAACUCUUCGAGUUCUUCUCCUGUGGUCCUGAAAGAAGUUCCCAAGGCUGUUGUUCCAGUCUCGAAGACCAUCACUGUGCCUGUGAGUGGCAGUCCCAAGAUGAGCAACAUCAUGCAGAGCAUUGCCAACUCCUUACCACCCCACAUGUCACCUGUGAAAAUAACUUUCACCAAACCAUCAACGCAGACGACAAACACAACACAGAAGGUUAUUAUAGUGACCACAUCACCAAGUUCAACCUUCGUGCCCAACAUUCUCUCCAAAUCCCAUAACUAUGCAGCUGUCACUAAGCUUGUACCAACAUCAGUCAUUGCUUCCACAACUCAGAAGCCACCUGUUGUUAUAACUGCACCACAGUCCUCUCUGGUCAGCAGCAGCAGCAGCAGUGGCAACAGCAGUUCUACACCAUCACCUAUUUCUAGUACAGUAGCAGUAACAGCCGUGGUGUCUUCCACACCAUCCGUGGUCAUGUCAACAGUAGCACAAGGUGUAUCCACAUCAGCAAUCAAAAUGGCAUCGACAAGACUUCCUUCCCCCAAAAGCUUAGUGAGUGCCCCUACCCAGAUUCUUGCACAGUUUCCUAAACAGCAUCAGCAGUCUCCUAAGCAGCAGUUACAUCAAGUGCAGCAACAGACACAGCAGCCAGUGGCCCAGCCUUCCUCAGUGUCUCAGCAGCAGCCCCAGCAGUCACCACUGCCACCUGGCAUCAAACCUACCAUCCAGAUCAAACAGGAGUCAGGUGUUAAAAUCAUCACACAGCAGGUUCAACCAAGUAAAAUCUUACCCAAACCAGUGACUGCAACUCUACCCACCAGUAGCAAUUCCCCUAUUAUGGUGGUUAGCAGUAAUGGUGCAAUUAUGACAACUAAACUGGUAACUACUCCUACCGGUACUCAGGCAACCUACACCCGGCCAACAGUGAGCCCAUCCUUAGGUCGAGUAGCCACAACCCCUGGAGCUGCAACCUAUGUGAAAACUACCAGUGGUAGCAUCAUUACUGUAGUACCCAAAUCAUUAGCUACCUUGGGAGGCAAGAUAAUUAGCAGUAAUAUUGUUUCUGGAACGACUACCAAAAUCACUACAAUCCCAAUGACUUCCAAGCCCAAUGUGAUUGUCGUACAAAAGACUACAGGAAAAGGAACGACCAUUCAAGGCCUCCCUGGCAAAAACGUUGUCACAACAUUGCUAAAUGCUGGAGGAGAAAAGACUCUUCAGACAGUGCCAACUGGAGCAAAGCCAGCAAUCAUUACUGCUACAAGACCCAUCACCAAAAUGAUUGUAACACAGCCCAAAGGAAUAGGUUCUGCAGUCCAGCCAGCAGCUAAAAUCAUCCCAACAAAAAUUGUCUAUGGACAACAAGGGAAAACACAGGUUCUCAUUAAACCCAAACCAGUGACAUUUCAAGCUACAGUUGUUAGUGAACAAACAAGGCAACUGGUAACAGAAACAUUACAGCAAGCAUCUAGGGUAGCAGAGGCCGGUAAUUCAUCAUCAGCUCAGGAAGGAAAAGAAGAACCACAGGGUUAUACAGAUAGUAGUUCCUCUUCCACAGAGUCCUCCCAGAGUUCCCAAGAUUCCCAGCCUGUAGUUCAUGUAAUUGCUUCCCGGCGUCAGGAUUGGUCAGAACAUGAGAUUGCAAUGGAGACUAGCCCCACCAUAAUAUAUCAGGAUGUAUCCAGUGAAUCACAAUCAGCUACAUCAACAAUCAAAGCUCUGUUAGAACUCCAACAGACAACAGUAAAGGAAAAAUUGGAAUCUAAACCAAGACAACCCACUAUUGACUUGAGUCAAAUGGCAGUACCUAUUCAGAUGACCCAGGAAAAGAGACAUUCUCCUGAGAGUCCAUCCAUUGCUGUGGUAGAGUCAGAACUAGUUGCUGAAUACAUCACUACUGAACGCACUGAUGAGGGGACAGAGGUUGCUUUUCCCCUUCUAGUCAGCCAUCGCUCCCAGCCCCAACAACCUUCCCAGCCCCAGCGGACCCUGCUCCAACAUGUGGCUCAGUCACAGACUGCAACACAGACUUCAGUGGUGGUAAAGUCCAUCCCAGCGUCUUCCCCUGGAGCAAUCACCCACAUUAUGCAGCAGGCAUUAAGCAGUCACACUGCUUUUACCAAACAUAGUGAGGAACUUGGAACUGAGGAAGGUGAGGUUGAAGAGAUGGACACAUUGGAUCCUCAGACAGGUCUGUUUUACCGGUCUGCCCUGACUCAGUCACAGUCGACUAAGCAGCAGAAACUUAGCCAGCCCCAGCUGGAACAGACUCAGCUGCAAGUGAAAACUCUGCAGUGCUUUCAGACCAAACAGAAGCAGACCAUCCACCUGCAGGCAGACCAACUCCAGCACCAACUCACGCAGAUGCCCCAGCUCUCCAUCAGGCAUCAGAAACUGACUCCUCUCCAGCAGGAACAAGCACAGCCCAAGCCAGAUGCACAGCACACACAGCAUCCCGUGGUGGCCAAAGACAGGCAGCUUCCUACCUUAAUGGCACAGCCCCCGCAAACUGUAGUACAGGUGCUUGCUGUGAAAACCACGCAGCAGCUUCCUAAACUGCAGCAAGCUCCAAACCAACCAAAAAUCUACGUGCAACCCCAAACUCCCCAGAGCCAAAUGGCUCUCCCCACUUCAUCAGAGAAACAGCCGGCAAGCCAGGUGGAGCAGCCAAUUAUAACCCAAGGAUCCUCUGUUACAAAGAUAACAUUUGAGGGGCGCCAGCCUCCCACAGUUACAAAGAUAACUGGUGGCAGUUCUGUUCCUAAGCUGACAUCACCAGUUACAAGCAUAUCUCCCAUUCAGGCCUCUGAGAAGACAGCAGUGUCAGACAUUUUGCAGAUGUCUUUGAUGGAAGCUCAGAUUGAUACAAAUGUAGAACAUAUGGUAGUGGAUCCCCCAAAGAAGGCUCUAGCCACCAGUGUGCUCACCGGUGAGGCAGGAGCUUUACCCUCCACCCACGUGGUGGUGGCAGGGAUGGCGAAAUGUAGAGAGUCCUGUUCAAGUCCAUCUGCUGUUGGCCCUCCCCUAACGACCAGAAAGAUCGAAGCAGCAGGAGUGCCUGCGACAGGCCAGUUCAUGCGUAUUCAGAAUGUAGGCCAAAAGAAAGCUGAAGAAAGCCCAACAGAAAUUAUCAUCCAGGCCAUUCCCCAGUACGCUAUUCCUUGUCACUCCAGCUCCAAUGUGGUGGUGGAGCCCAGUGGGCUUCUUGAACUGAACAACUUCACCAGUCAGCAGCUGGAUGACGAUGAGACAGCAAUGGAACAGGACGUAGACAGUAGCACGGAGGAUGGAACUGAGCCCAGCCCCUCUCAGAGCUCUGCUGAACGGUCCUAGUGUUCAGACACCAGAGUGCACUUUAAAGCCUGCUUGGUUACCAAGUGUCCAGGGAAACCUAUGAUUUGUUGUCAAAAAAAAAAAGCACUUUGCUCAUAGUUAGGCUGUGGACCUAGCUAGAAACACGAUGUUUCAAUGAGAUGUUGCUGCAGGAGCAGCAUUUUAACAAGAUAAAACUCACAGGGGAAUAUACUUUAAAAAAAAAAAAAAUGGAGAGGAAAAA